AUGUAUGUGUUGGGGCUGUUCACAGAGCUAGGGCUGCGUCAUCUCAAAGGAGUGACAUGUGUACUGUGUCUACUGUUGCUACUGAAGGCGAGUAGAGGUCAGGACGACCACCAUAUAUUUCGACUACACAAUGACAUCAUCAGAAACAACAACCCACUGGUCAGACCAGUCAAGAACAGCAGUGACACUAUCACGGUCUCUUUAGAACUUCAUCUUGUCAGCAUGUCUGAUUUUGAUGACGUUACUCAGACAGUGACAGCUAACGGGUUUUUGUUAGUGUCCUGGAAAGAUGAGUUUCUAACCUGGAAUGCCAGUGAGUAUGGGGGAGUCAGUGAAAUAAAUCCUGACUAUGGCAAGAUUUGGAGACCUUACAUUGCUGUCCGCAACGUGGUGGAUCGCGUUCAGCCUCUGGGACUCGACUUUGGGGUCAUGAAAGUGACAGCCCAAGGAAUUGUGACUUGGGCACCUGGCGAUACCUUCAAGACUUUCUGCCAAAUGGAUGUUACCAACUUUCCUUUGGAUGAACAGGAGUGUGAAUAUAUACUGUUUGCUUGGGGAAGUGAUCUGAAAGAAGUUGAUUUAAGAUCGACUAACAACUCUAUAGGAUUAGGUUUGUUUAACCCCAACAGCCAGUGGGAUAUCACCGACACAUCUGCUUCAAGAAUUGUCUUUGAAAACAGUGGCUCACAUCUUGCUUUUGUAUACUACAAAAUGAUCCUGAAGAGAAAACCAUCUCUGGCGAUACUGACAACUCUCCUGCCUGCCCUGUUGCUGGGGUUAGUCAAUGUGGUGGUGUUCCUCAUUCCUGUGGAGUCUGGCGAGAAGCUGUCCUUUGCCAUCACAGUGUUGCUGUCUUUCACUGUAUCCCUGUCCUUCGUCACUGGACUGCUGCCACAGAAUGGUGACUCGUUACCUAUGUUUACUAUCUUUCUUGUUGGCAUGUUUAUUAUGAGCUCUCUCUACGUGUUCCUGACCAUUUGGAUCGUGCAAGUAUUCCAUCGUGACGCAGCCAUCAGACCUGUUCCGUCGUGGAUGGGACGUAUGACAAGGUCCUGGGAGAGAUGCAUCCUUGGCACUCCUGCUGUUGGUACGGAGAUCCUGUCACUGGACAAGAAGUCGAAUGAAUCAUGGAAUCCACCACCAAUGACUUGGAAGCGGGUCAGCAGAAUGAUGAGCAGGAUUUUCUUCUGUUUGUUUUUUAUACUGUUCAUCAUAGUGACAGUGUGUUUUUUUCUGAAGACAUCUUAUUUUUAAUGUAACGGAAACGAUGAUUAGUAUAUAUAUGACACAAGUAACCGAUGGACACGGAGACAAUACGAUACUAUGGUACUCAUUGAUUUCAGUGUGUUGUCAGUAUUGUCUGCUAACUAACUUAGACAUGUUACUUGCACCCCAUUGGUUGAUCAUCGCAGCUGUACGGCUAAAGUAUCGACAAAUAUACCAUACCUGUGUAUAUUGCUAUUAUCAUUUACUAAAAGAAUUGACAGUUCUAGUCUUGUCUCUUACCGCACUGAUGUACUUUUAAGUCGACUUGUUCCAUUGUCAUUGUAAAUAUUUCUCUGCAUGUAUUCAGGCCAAUGUGUUUUUUGAUUUGUGUGUUGAUAUUUUAUAAAAUGUCAACGAGGUGUUAUAUUUCUACUUAAGUAUUACAGCAUACGUAUGGUAUGGUUGUGUGCACCCCCAGGACAGAGGUUUCUGCAGCUGAUUGUUGAUUGUCCUUUACAACCGGGUAGAAUAACA
Molecule: messenger RNA, 1740 nt
Organism: Haliotis rubra (blacklip abalone)
Lineage: Eukaryota; Metazoa; Mollusca; Gastropoda; Lepetellida; Haliotidae
Product: neuronal acetylcholine receptor subunit alpha-7-like
Exons: 1
Coding region: 1-1254 (417 amino acids)
Biological process (GO): signal transduction; monoatomic ion transmembrane transport; regulation of membrane potential
Cellular component (GO): neuron projection; membrane; synapse
Molecular function (GO): neurotransmitter receptor activity; extracellular ligand-gated monoatomic ion channel activity; transmembrane signaling receptor activity
Source: RefSeq, a predicted model, not a curated record